CGAGGCCACGUUCGGACAUCAACAAGAAAACGUUUCAUCUAAAGCUACAUAUUUAAAACAAAUGUAAACAUUUAUAUUGCAUGCAGUGACCACAGAUGACACAUUUCUGAAAGGGCACUGGUACAAAACGCAUUUUGCACAGGUUGGCGCGUGAUCAUAGAUGGCCAGAGGCGGGAUGUCCGUCUGUCGUUUAGCUCGUAGGUAAUGUUGAAUGUCAGUGUGUCAACUUGAUAAAAUGCGCAUAUGCAGGUUAUAUUGUCGAGACGAUUUUAAGAACAAAAUACUAUUUGAAGUGAAAUAUUUACCUGCUUUUUUUUUUAAUACAUCAGCGGAGGCGCUGCGACGGCGGUCUUCAGUGUUCUUCCGGACUACAAAACACUGCUGACGCUCGUGUUGACGCUCGCGCCCCUGUGUUUUCUCCGCUGUAGUUUGUCGCAUGUUGGUCAGUCCAGAAACACAACGUCCUUCACCGGGAGUUUGUAAAAGUCGUCCUCAGUGACUCCCAGUGCUUAUAAUCAACCAUGGACGCGGUGUGUACGUCAAACGUGUCACUCAUGUAAACGUGAACAGUUUGUUAGUAAGUGUCAUAAACACUUGGAAGGACUAUGCACAACGCGCGUUAUCUCAUCUUCUUUCAAUACAUUGGAACAAAAUACGGGGGUGCAGCGAAAGUGCCCCAAAAUUGUGAGGUUAAAGGGAUUCAGAACUACUUGGAGGAUGCCAUAAGGAACCUGAUGCCCGUCAACCCAGUGCACCUGUCACUCUCCAGCCGGACAGACAAAGGUGUCCAUGCCUUCUCUAACUCCGCCCACUUCGACCUCCAACGCAGGAACAAUAGGAUGCCAUUCCCUGAAGACACUAUUGUUGAGGCUCUUAAUCAUUACCUCAAAUGUGAGAGGAUCAGGAUCAACCGUGCCAUCCGCGUGCCUGAUGACUUCCAUGCCCGUUUCCGUGCCCAGUCUCGGACUUACGUCUACCGGAUCGCCCUGGGAGUCCCGAACAGAGGUCUGCUUCCCCUCACAGACUGCAAGCUAUGCUGGGAACUCCACAAAACGGAGUUGGACGUGGCCGCCAUGCACGAGGCUGCAACCCUGCUGGUUGGGACUCAAGACUUCAGCACCUUCAGAGCCGUGAACUCCGAUAUAUCUUUUAGAAACCCUGUAAAGACGCUGGAUAUGGUCACCAUACAGCCAGGAGUCUCCUGCGCUCAGGCACACUUCCAGAGAGAGAUAUCAUUCUUGGAGCUGACUUUUAAGAGCAGAUCUUUUCUCUAUCAGCAGGUGCGGAGGAUGACGGGGGCCUUGGUGGCUGUAGGCCUGGGGCGGCUCGCAGUGCCCCAGAUGAAGGAGAUUUUGGAGGCCCGGGACACUCUUGCCUUCCCAAAAAACAUGACUGCUCCACCCUGUGGCCUCUUCCUCACCAGGGUUGACUACGAUGAAUCAGACCUGCAGCUUUCAAAACAGACAACAGAGGACCAGAUUACCUCAAGUGGAAACUCAGAGGAUUAAUUGUAUGUCACUCAUUUAUGUUGAUAGACAGUAUUUCCAUACUACUGUAUGCAAUGAUUGUAAUAAAAUUAAGUAUAAAGUAUUAAGUAUAAAUUCUUUUUUUCACUUACAUCAGAACACGCCAGCUUCACUUCAAGUCAGUGACCCCAGUAGGUGUUUUAACAAAUCUUUUUCCACUCUUACACAAAAAAGCAUGUGACUACAUACUGAUGAACAUCUACAUGUUCUUUUAAUUCAACAUAUUAAUACAUAACUGUGUCCAUGAACGCAGCUCAGCUACAGAAUACCACACACCUUGAACCUAUUGUUGUCUACACAUGACCUUCAGUUUACAACAAACUGGCUUUAAGCCGAGUCAGGCAGUAUUACUCCUAUGUAUACGUAUGAACUGGGUUUUGGUAGGUUCUUCUGACAAUUAUCAAACACGGUAUACAACAUGUGGAGAAGAGUGUUAAGUUAUAUUGCCCAAACUGCUUUGUGUGUCCAUGGCUC
Molecule: messenger RNA, 2000 nt
Organism: Plectropomus leopardus (leopard coralgrouper)
Lineage: Eukaryota; Metazoa; Chordata; Actinopteri; Perciformes; Serranidae
Gene: pusl1
Product: pseudouridine synthase like 1
Biological process (GO): tRNA pseudouridine synthesis
Molecular function (GO): pseudouridine synthase activity; RNA binding
Source: RefSeq, a predicted model, not a curated record